UAAACUUGUUUAUAAGUAAGUAAAAGUCUCAGUUUUCGUUUUGAAUAUGGUGAAUGUCAGUAGUUGUAACUCACAUAAACAACGCUUUGGGAUCCUCAGUAAUUUUUAAGAGAGUAAAGAGUCAUGAGAUCAAAAUGUUUGAUAACUUCUGUUCUAGAGAACCCUAGAUGUAAAUUGGAAGUGGAACAUGAAUGUAAUAAUAUAACCAUAACCAACACACCACUAGGCUUAUCUUUACAUAGGACAAUAAUGUAAUUUAAUCCCCAUGUUUAUUAAAUGUAACACCCCCCGUGGUUUUAUUUCUCUUUUAUUUUCCCUCCUAGUAAUCCUUAAGGCAACUAAAGGAAGCUAUCAGAAGUUAAUCUAUACUCUUUCUCCCUAAAGCAUAUAUGUUCUAGACUCUGCUGUUUUAAAUAAUGAGAAAUAAACUUAAGAGCCAAAUUGUUAAAGUGUGCAUUUUUGUUCUCAAGAGAGUAAAAAUUGGCUCUUAAAGAAAAAAGUUUUUUUUUUAAUUGUUUGUUACAUGUAAACAGAUACAUAGUUUAAUUUGUGGUAUCAAAAUUUCAUUGAGGAUGAUGAACAAUUAGGAAAAAAAGUCAAAAGUCUCCUUAAGAGGGGACAAUAAUGAAAAACACUGCGAGAAACACUGUGUUAGAGAUCCUUUAACCUCUUACCUAUUUCUUCUAUCCUAGGCUUGCCCCAGAACACACACUAUAGAGCAGAUGCAGUAGCCACAAAUAACUUUGUGGGGAUCUAGUAGCUCCCUUAAAGAAUGAGGUGAGGCAGGCCGAGGCGGGCGGAUCACGAGGUCAAGAGAUCAAGACCAUCCUGGCUGACAAGGUGAAACCCCGUCUCUACUAAAAAUACAAAAAUUAGCCAGGCGUGGUGGUGGGCGCCUGUAGUCCCAACUACACGGGAGGCUGAGGCAGGAGAAUGGCGUGAACCCGGGAGGCGGAGCUUGCUGUGAGCCGAGAUCAUGCCGCUGCAUUCCAGCCUGGGGAACAGAGCAAGACUCUGUCUCAAAAACAAACAAACAAACAAAGAAUGAGGUGAGGCAUGUAGCAACCACAGAGCCUGUGUCUGAUCUCAGUGGGAGAUCUUGGGUCAUCACUCAGCCCUAGCUAGUUGCCAUGCUGGGAUGUGGGCCCAAAGUUGCCAAUUUUUUUUGUUAUAAAAGAAAAGCCAGAAACCCAAGUUUUUAUGUAAAAUAUAUGACUUCUAAAUAUUAGGAACUAAUUCAAAUAUUUUUUGAACAAUGUGCACAUCAAAACAUCCAUGAGCCACUAGUUUAUGAACGCACACAUAUACUCACUAGUGUAGUCCCUUCUGGUAUGGUGGAGUGUGUCUUUAAUAUAUGACUCCUUUCAGCAUCCUCAACUCUGAAUCAUCUUGCUCCUCUUUGAAUAACUUCAGUUGGUGGGCCACCACCUGUCUCAGGAGGCCAACUUGUUCUGUUUUUGGUUUACUCUAAUGGUUUGGUAGUUUUGUCUUAUAGGAAACAGGAAAGUGUCUCUUUUAAACUUCAACCUAGUGGUCCUGGUAUGACCUGUGAGACACACAGAAUAAAAUUAACUCCACUCUUAUGUGACAAGCCUCUAGAUUUGUGAAUUUGGCCAAUUUAAUGUAAAAUUUAAUCCAAAUUUUGAAAAUUGGAUUUAUAAGUCAAUUUUUAUUUCUCCAGAAAUGUAUCACAUAGUAGUUAAGAAUGAACACUCUGAAGUCAGACUAUGAGGAUUUGAAUCCCUUCUCUGCCUUUUCCUAGCUCUGUGAUCUUAUGGCUUGUUAUUUCAUUACUUCUGGUUUGUUAAUUUUUAAUAUAAGCAUAUUACUAUAAUUUACCUAAUUACUGAAUAGGUAGUACAUGUAAAGCUCUUAGAACAAUGCCUAGCACAUGGUAAAUAUUCAGUAAAUAUUAUUUAGUAUCCAGAUUAAGCAUCCCUAGUUCCAUCAGUCAUUCAUCAAAAAACAGUUUUAAAUUUUCUUACCAUAUUUUUCUUACAGGUUACUCAUUAAUGGAAGCAAUAUGGUGCGUUGCAGGAAGACGUUUAGGUUUCGUUCCUUGUCUUUUCCCCUCUGUGCCAUCUCCCCCCAACUCAUCUUCAAACCAGAUUACAGUGACUUUUAUCUUUGUCUGUUCAUAUGUGUAUAAAUAUAUAUGUGUAUAGACAUUCAUUCAUUCUUGAAGGGGUGUGGGAACAAAAACCAUUGGUUUAAUGGGGAAAAAAGUGUAGGACUUUGGUCAGAUGCCAGUCGCAAGUACCAGGUCCCCAAGUCUGUCCAACUUGGCUACAACAUUAGGGGUUCUCACAACCCUCUCCUCAGGGUCAGUAAUUUGCUAGAAUAACUCACAGAACUCAGGAAAAUGCUAUACUUACUAUUACAAGGUAUUAUAAAGGAUACAAAUGAACAGCCAGAUGAAGAAGUACCUAGGGUGAGAUCUGAAAGGAUUCUAAGCACCAGAGCCUGUCUCUGUGGAGUUGGGAUGUGCCACCUUCCCAGCACAUGGAUGUGUUUUCCAACUCAGAAGCUCUUAGACUACUGUUGUUUAGGAGGUCUUGUGGAGUACAUAGGCAUGAUUGAUCAAAUCAUUGGCCAUUGGCGAUUGGGUUCAAUCUCUGUGCCCCUUUACCUCCUGCAAGACUGGGGGGUGGGGCUACAAGUUCCAUCUCUCUAAUCAUGGCAUGGUCUUUGUAGUGACCAGUCCCUAUUUUAUUGCUAUCUAGAAGCUCCUCAGCCUAAUGUUAUCUCAUUAACAUGAAAAAGACACUUAUGUAGAUUUCAAGGGUUUCAGGAGCUCUGUGCUAGGAACCUAGGACAAAGACCAGUUAUUUUUAUUAUACCAUACUUGUAUGCCUGCCAGUGGCACAGUCUGAAUUCAAAGACUGAUCAUGAAUCUUAACAUCCCUUUUGAUUGAAUGGUUGCAUCAUUGAAUUCCAAAUUUUCUUGUAUAGUCUUUCCUAGUUCAUGUUGGUUCAACCAGGAACUAAUCCCAGGUUUUAAUUGCUCUAAUCAAAAUCACCAUGCAAGAGAAUGUUUUCAUUUCUAGCAGUCCAUAGUUCUCUGUCAUUGUCCUCUGAAUGAUCUAGCUGGUCAAAAGAUUGGAGAGUAUAACCAUUUCAGAUCCAUAAGAAAUAUAAGUUCUUCUUUAUUUGAGGGCUAUUUAGAAGAAAGUUAAGAAUUCUCCUGUGUAGGGGUCAAAAGAAAACUUCCCCUUCAUCCUCUGAAGGUUCACUGAAAAUCAACUGACAAACAGCAGAUUAAUAGGAGAAAUGGCCUACAAAUUUAUUAAUGAAAGGGAGGUAGGGAAAUGUGGAUGAUUUUAGAGGAGGGUUGUAAAUUAUUUUUAGGGGAAUUCAAUGGACUUGAACAUACAGUGGCCUGGGACAAAGUCUGUUGAGCCUGCUAAGCAUUCAGUGGUUUGUGACAAAAGUCUGGCUAGAUGUGUUGACAGACUUCUGUCUUCCUGCCCUAUGAGUUCGGUUAAUGAAAACUCAGGGAGGGGACUGUUAGAAAUGCUUAUUCCCGGUGCCACAAAGAAACAGCACUCAAAUAUAAAUUUAAUUUUCACAGGCAAUUUUUACUUUCUGCAGAAAGGGUGCUCCUUGCAGAUGGAACAAUGGUGGGACCACACCUGGACAGGGGAGGUCUUGUUCCUGACACAGGUAGCCCCUACUGCUGUGUCGUUCCCAUAUUGGCUAGGGUUGGCCCGCACAGUCUAAGCUAAUUCCAACUGGCUAUUUUAAAAAGAGCAGGGUGUAUGAGCCAGAAUGGUAGGGUGAGUAGUUUGGCGGGAAGGAUGGUUAGAAACAGGUAACUAAAGGUGACUUAGGUCAGAGUAGGUGACCAGGGGUGACUCAGGUAAAGCAGGUGACCGGGAUGAGUCAGGAUGGACCAGGUGACCAGGGAACAGAUGUGAACUACUGAUUAGGACUGGCGGGAAAGUUGUUUACUGAAACUUAGAAGCAAGGGGGUGAAGAGAACCAGGAAGUUAAACUUUAAAAUGGAGAAUCAAAGAAUAAGAGAGCUGAACAUACUGACAUACUGAUUCUUAGAAGAGAAACUUGGGGUUCACUAUAUUUAACAGGAUCAAAGGUAAUUUUCUUCUUCUUUGGUGGGCCUGGACUUUAGACAGAUAAGGAAACUUCACAGAACAACUUCAUACUGUAUUUUGGGAGAAAGAGGAUCAAGAGAUGGGAAGAAACAGGAGAAGGUCAGAGAGACUCUGAGGCUUCUUCUUCAGCAUGUCAAAGGGCCACAGUUUGGGGUAUCAGUUUCUGAGCCCCAACACCUGCAAAAACACUCCUAGAAUAUGCAGAGAAAUGGAAAACUUCAGAAGAUCCUUUACCUUUAUUGGAGGUAUACACAGUGGCUAUCCAAAGUUAUGUUAAAGCCCGACCUUAUCUUACCUCUGAAUGUGAAAAUGUAGCCUUGGUUCUGGAACGCUUGGCAUUAAGCUGUGUUGAACUUUUACUGUGUCUGCCUGUUGAGUUAUCAGAUAAACAGUGGGAACAAUUUCAGACACUGGUGCAGGUAGCUCAUGAAAAGCUGAUGGAGAAUGGCAGCUGUGAAUUGCAUUUUUUAGCUACUCUAGCUCAAGAGACUGGGGUGUGGAAAAACCCGGUACUGUGCACUAUUCUUUCCCAGGAACCAUUGGAUAAGGAUAAAGUGAAUGAAUUUUUAGCUUUUGAGGGUCCCAUCUUGUUGGAUAUGAGAAUUAAACAUCUAAUCAAAACAAAUCAGUUAAGUCAAGCAACUGCUCUAGCAAAGCUGUGUUCUGACCAUCCAGAGAUUGGCACAAAAGGUAGUUUUAAGCAAACUUACCUUGUCUGUCUUUGUACAUCAUCACCAAAUGAAAAGUUAAUCGAAGAGAUUUCAGAAGUUGAUUGCAAAGAUGCACUGGAAAUGAUCUGUAACUUAGAAUCUGAGGGUGAUGAAAAAAGCGCUCUUGUCUUAUGUACUGCAUUUUUGUCACGUCAGCUCCAGCAAGGAGAUAUGUACUGCGCUUGGGAACUUACUCUCUUUUGGAGUAAAUUACAACAAAGAGUAGAACCAUCUAUACAAGUGUACCUUGAGAGGUGUCGUCAACUUUCUUUGUUAACGAAAACAGUGUAUCACAUUUUCUUCCUGAUUAAAGUUAUUAAUUCAGAGACUGAAGGGGCUGGACUUGCUACCUGUAUAGAACUGUGUGUAAAAGCUCUUCGCUUGGAGUCUACAGAAAAUACUGAAGUGAAAAUAUCUAUUUGCAAGACCAUUUCAUGUUUGUUGCCUGAUGAUCUGGAAGUUAAACGUGCUUGUCAACUGAGUGAAUUUCUUAUUGAGCCUACAGUAGAUGCGUAUUAUGCUGUGGAAAUGUUGUAUAAUCAGCCAGACCAGAAAUAUGAUGAAGAGAAUCUUCCAAUACCAAAUUCUUUACGCUGUGAGCUGUUACUUGUAUUGAAAACUCAAUGGCCCUUUGAUCCAGAAUUCUGGGAUUGGAAAACCUUGAAACGACAAUGUCUUGCAUUAAUGGGAGAAGAAGCAUCCAUUGUGUCUUCAAUAGAUGAACUAAAUGACAGUGAAGUAUAUGAAAAAGUGGUAGACUACCAAGAAGAGAGUAAAGAAACUUCUAUGAAUGGGCUUUCUGGUGGAGUUGGUGCUAAUUCUGGCCUUCUUAAAGACAUUGGUGAUGAAAAGCAGAAGAAGAGAGAGAUAAAACAGUUAAGAGAGAGGGGAUUUAUAUCUGCUCGGUUUAGGAAUUGGCAAGCCUACAUGCAGUAUUGUGUGUUGUGUGACAAAGAAUUCCUUGGUCACAGAAUAGUACGACAUGCUCAGAAACAUUACAAAGAUGGAAUUUAUAGUUGCCCAAUAUGUGCAAAGAACUUUAAUUCUAAAGAAACUUUUGUCCCUCAUGUCACACUGCAUGUUAAACAAUCUAGUAAAGAGAGACUAGCAGCUAUGAAACCAUUAAGAAGAUUGGGAAGGCCUCCAAAGAUCACAACUACCAAUGAAAAUCAGAAGACUAAUACUGUGGCUAAACAGGAGCAGCGACCUAUAAAAAAGAACAGUCUCUAUUCAACAGAUUUUAUAGUGUUUAAUGACAAUGAUGGUUCAGAUGAUGAGAAUGAUGACAAAGAUAAAUCCUAUGAGCCAGAAGUGAUUCCAGUCCAGAAACCAGUACCUGUUAAUGAAUUUAAUUGCCCUGUAACUUUUUGUAAAAAGGGCUUUAAGUACUUUAAAAAUCUAAUUGCUCAUGUGAAGGGGCAUAAAGAUAAUGAAGAUGCCAAGCGCUUUCUUGAAAUGCAGAGCAAAAAAGUUAUUUGCCAGUACUGUAGGCGGCAUUUUGUGAGUGUUACUCAUCUCAAUGAUCACUUACAGAUGCACUGUGGCAGUAAACCAUAUAUCUGUAUACAGAUGAAAUGUAAAGCUGGUUUUAAUAGUUACGCCGAGCUUUUAACCCACCGAAAGGAGCAUCAAGUCUUUAGAGCAAAAUGUAUGUUUCCUAAAUGUGGAAGAAUUUUUUCGGAAGCUUAUUUACUAUAUGAUCAUGAAGCACAACAUUAUAAUACGUACACUUGCAAGUUCACAGGUUGUGGUAAAGUUUAUCGUUCUCAGGGUGAGCUGGAAAAGCAUCUGGAUGAUCACAGUACUCCUCCUGAAAAAGUGCUGCCUCCUGAAGCCCAACUUAAUUCAUCCGGAGAUUCCAUUCAGCCUUCUGAAGUGAAUCAGAACACAGCAGAGAAUAUUGAGAAAGAAAGAUCUAUGCUUCCUUCAGAAAAUAACAUUGAAAACAGCUUACUAGCAGAUAGAAGUGAUGCUUGGGAUAAAAGCAAAGCAGAAUCAGCUGUGACCAAACAAGACCAGAUUUCUGCCUCUGAGCUCGGGCAAGCUAAUGGACCAUUGUCAAAUGGUUUGGAAAACCCUGCAACUACUCCUCUACUUCAAUCCAGUGAAGUAGCUGUGUCCAUUAAGGUGUCUCUCAAUCAGGGGAUUGAGGAUAACUUUGGAAAGCAAGAAAACGCAACUGUGGAAGGCAGUGGUGAAGCACUGGUCACAGACUUACAUACGCCAGUUGAAGAUACUUGUAAUGAUUUGUGUCAUCCAGGUUUCCAGGAGAGAAAAGAACAAGAUUGCUUUAAUGAUGCCCAUGUUACUCAGAAUUCUUUAGUAAAUUCAGAAACUCUCAAAAUAGGUGACCUUACCCCACAAAACUUAGAAAGACAAGUGAACAACUUGAUGACCUUUUCUGUGCAAAAUCAGGCAGGAUUUCAAAACAGUUUACCAACUUCCAAAUUUGAAUGUGGAAAUAAUGUUAAAACAUCAUCCAGUCUUUAUAAUUUACCUCUUAAGACGUUAGAAAGUAUUGCAUUUGUUCCGCCGCAGUCCGACCUAAGUAAUUCAUUAGGAACUCCAUCAGUGCCUCCAAAAGCUCCAGUUCAGAAAUUCAGCUGCCAGGUCGAGGGAUGUACUCGAACCUAUAAUUCUUCACAGAGUAUUGGGAAACACAUGAAGACAGCACACCCUGACCAAUAUGCUGCAUUUAAAAUGCAGCGCAAAAGUAAAAAAGGUCAGAAAGCUAACAACUUAAAUACACCAAAUAAUGGAAAGUUUGUUUAUUUUUUGCCAUCACCAGUGAACAGCUCAAAUCCAUUUUUUGCAUCACAGACCAAAGCCAAUGGGAAUCCUGCUUGUUCGGCCCAGUUGCAGCAUGUCUCGCCUCCCAUUUUUCCAGCUCAUUUAGCAAGUGUGUCAGCUCCAUUGUUGUCCUCAAUGGAAAGUGUCAUAAAUCCAAAUAUAACUUCUCAGGAUAAAAAUGAACAAGGUGGUAUGUUAUGUUCCCAAAUGGAAAAUUUACCUAGUACUGCCUUGCCAGCACAAAUGGAAGAUCUAACCAAAACAGUUCUGCCUUUGAAUAUUGACAGUGGCUCAGAUCCUUUCCUUCCUUUACCUGCAGAAAGUAGUUCAAUGUCUCUCUUCCCUUCACCAGCAGAUAGUGGGACUAAUUCUGUUUUUUCUCAGCUGGAAAAUAAUACAAAUCAUUAUUCCUCACAGAUUGAAGGAAACACUAAUUCCUCCUUUCUAAAGGGGGGUAAUGGUGAAAAUGCAGUUUUUCCUUCACAAGUGAAUGUUGCAAAUAACUUCACAAGCACCAAUGCCCAACAGUCUGCACCUGAAAAAGUUAAAAAAGACCGUGGGCGGGGCCCAAAUGGGAAGGAAAGAAAACCUAAGCACAACAAAAGGGCUAAAUGGCCUGCAAUUAUCAGAGAUGGGAAAUUUAUCUGUAGCAGGUGUUACAGGGCUUUUACUAAUCCCAGAUCACUGGGUGGGCACUUAUCCAAGCGAUCUUACUGUAAACCACUGGAUGGAGCCGAAAUUGCUCAAGAACUUCUACAGAGUAAUGGACAGCCUUCUCUUCUUGCCAGCAUGAUUCUCUCCACAAAUGCAGUAAAUUUGCAGCAGUCACAACAAUCUACCUUCAAUCCAGAAGCAUGUUUUAAAGAUCCAUCAUUUCUACAGCUUCUUGCUGCUGAAAAUCGCUCGCCAACAUUUUUACCAAAUACAUUUCCUCGACCUGGUGUGACUAACUUUAAUACCAGUGUCAGUCAAGAAGGUAGUGAAAUUAUUAAACAGGCUUUGGAAACUGCUGGCAUUCCCAGUACAUUUGAGGGUGCCGAAAUGCUUUCUCAUGUUUCAACAGGUUGUGUCUCUGAUGCAUCACAAGUAAAUGCAACAGUGAUGCCAAAUCCAACUGUGCCACCCCUGUUGCAGACUGUAUGCCAUCCAAACACCUUGCUGACCAACCAGAAUAGGACGUCAAACUCCAAAACUUCCUCCAUUGAGGAAUGUAGCAGCUUGCCUGUUUUCCCAACGAAUGACUUACUACUGAAGACUGUUGAAAAUGGUUUGUGCUCUAGUUCAUUUCCUAAUUCUGGUGGGCCAUCACAAAAUUUUACCAGUAACAGUUCUCGUGUUUCUGUUAUAAGUGGUCCUCAGAACACAAGAUCCAGUCAUUUAAAUAAAAAGGGAAACAGUGCUUCUAAGAGAAGAAAGAAAGUUGCUCCUCCACUAAUUGCACCUAAUGCUUCCCAAAACUUGGUAACAAGUGACUUAACAACAAUGGGAUUCAUAGCAAAGAGUGUUGAAAUCCCAACUACUAACCUUCAUUCAAAUGUAAUUCCAAGUUGUGAACCUCAGAGUUUGGUGGAAAAUCUAACACAGAAAUUAAAUAAUGUUAACAAUCAGUUAUUUAUGACUGAUGUAAAAGAAAAUUUCAAAACCAGUCUUGAGUCCCAUACAGUGUUAGCCCCUUUAACAUUAAAAACUGAAAAUGGUGAUUCCCAAAUGAUGGCUUUGAAUUCAUGCACAACUUCAAUAAAUUCUGAUUUGCAGAUUUCUGAAGACAAUGUUAUACAAAACUUUGAAAAGACUCUUGAAAUUAUUAAAACUGCUAUGAAUUCUCAAAUACUUGAGGUAAAAAGUGGAUCUCAGGGUGCUGGUGAAACAUCACAAAAUGCUCAGAUAAAUUAUAACAUUCAGCUUCCUUCAGUAAACACUGUGCAAAAUAACAAAUUACCCGAUUCUUCUCAGUUUUCCUCCUUUAUAAGUGUCAUGCCAACAAAAAGUAACAUUCCUCAGUCUGAAAUAUCACAUAAGGAGGAUCAAAUACAGGAAAUUUUAGAAGGCUUACAGAAAUUAAAAUUAGAAAAUGACCUAUCCACUCCAGCAUCCCAGUGUGUACUGAUAAAUACAUCAGUGACACUGACUCCCACGCCUGUUAAAUCAACUGCAGAUAUCACAGUUAUUCAGCCAGUUUCUGAAAUGAUAAACAUUCAAUUUAAUGACAAAGUUAAUAAACCCUUUGUGUGCCAAAACCAAGGCUGUAACUACAGUGCUAUGACAAAGGAUGCACUAUUUAAGCACUAUGGUAAAAUUCAUCAAUACACUCCAGAAAUGAUUCUUGAAAUUAAGAAGAAUCAGUUGAAAUUUGCUCCCUUUAAAUGUGUAGUACCUACAUGUACAAAAACAUUUACAAGAAAUUCUAACCUCCGGGCACACUGUCAGUUGGUGCAUCAUUUUACAACUGAAGAAAUGGUAAAGUUAAAAAUUAAAAGGCCUUAUGGAAGAAAAUCUCAGAGUGAAAAUGUGCUGGCCUCACGAAGUACACAAGUGAAAAAACAGCUAGCUAUGACAGAGGAAAAUAAAAAGGAAUCUCAGCCUGCUUUAGAAUUGAGAGCAGAGACCCAAAAUACCCACAGUAAUGUAGCAGUGAUCCCAGAAAAACAACUUGUAGAAAAAAAAAGUCCUGACAAAACAGAAAGUUCUUUACAAGUGAUUACAGUUACUUCAGAACAAUGUAAUACAAAUGCACUUACAAACACACAAACCAAAGGACGGAAGAUUAGGAGGCAUAAAAAAGAAAAGGAGGAGAAAAAACGAAAGAAGCCAGUUUCCCAAUCCCUUGAGUUUCCAACAAGAUACAGUCCUUACAGACCUUAUCGAUGUGUUCACCAGGGAUGCUUUGCUGCCUUUACGAUACAGCAAAACUUGAUUCUCCAUUACCAGGCUGUACACAAAUCAGAUCUACCUGCAUUUUCAGCAGAGGUUGAAGAGGAAAGUGAAGCUGGUAAAGAAAGUGAAGAAACUGAAACUAAACAAACUUUGAAAGAAUUUCGAUGUCAGGUAAGUGACUGUUCUCGAAUUUUCCAAGCAAUUACUGGCCUAAUACAACACUACAUGAAACUUCAUGAAAUGACUCCUGAAGAAAUUGAAAGUAUGACUGCUUCAGUGGAUGUUGGGAAAUUUCCAUGUGACCAGUUAGAGUGUAAAUCUUCAUUUACUACAUAUUUGAACUAUGUUGUUCAUCUAGAGGCAGACCACGGAAUUGGACUAAGGGCAAGUAAAACAGAAGAAGAUGGUGUAUACAAAUGUGAUUGUGAAGGCUGUGACCGUAUAUAUGCAACCCGGUCGAAUCUCCUCCGACACAUUUUUAAUAAGCAUAAUGACAAACAUAAGGCUCAUUUGAUUCGUCCAAGAAGAUUAACACCAGGCCAGGAAAAUAUGUCAAGCAAGGCAAACCAAGAAAAAUCAAAGUCUAAACAUCGGGGGACAAAACACAGCAGAUGUGGAAAGGAAGGAAUAAAAAUGCCCAAGACCAAACGAAAGAAAAAAAAUAAUUUAGAAAACAAGAAUGCAAAGAUUGUGCAGAUUGAAGAAAAUAAGCCUUAUUCUCUGAAACGUGGGAAGCAUGUAUAUUCUAUAAAGGCUAGAAAUGAUGCCCUGUCUGAGUGUACAAGCAGAUUUGUAACCCAGUAUCCAUGUAUGAUAAAGGGAUGUACUUCGGUUGUUACAAGUGAAAGCAAUAUAAUUAGACAUUAUAAGUGCCAUAAAUUAUCUAAGGCAUUUACAUCACAACAUCGAAAUCUUCUUAUUGUAUUCAAACGGUGUUGCAACUCACAAGUAAAGGAAACGUCUGAGCAAGAAGGUGCUAAGAAUGAUGUGAAAGAUUCUGACACGUGUGUAUCAGAGAGCAAUGAUAAUUCAAGAACUACAGCUACAGUUUCACAAAAGGAAGUUGAAAAAAAUGAAAAAGAUGAAAUGGAUGAACUAACAGAAUUGUUUAUUACAAAAUUAAUAAAUGAAGAUAGCACAAGUGUAGAGACCCAAGCUAAUACUUCUUCAAAUGUAAGUAAUGAUUUUCAGGAAGAUAACCCCUGCCAGUCAGAAAGACAAAAAGCAAGUAAUUUGAAGAGAGUUAAUAAAGAAAAAAAUGUCUCACAAAAUAAAAAAAGGAAAGUUGAAAAAGCUGAACCAGCAUCAGCGGCUGAGUUAAGCAGCGUGCGUAAAGAAGAAGAAACUGCUGUUGCCAUUCAAACCACUGAGGAGCAUCCUGCAUCUUUUGACUGGAGCUCUUUUAAGCCAAUGGGAUUUGAAGUAUCAUUUCUGAAGUUUCUUGAGGAGUCUGCAGUGAAGCAGAAGAAAAAUACUGACAAAGACCAUCCAAAUACUGGAAACAAAAAAGGGUCCCAUUCAAAUUCAAGAAAAAAUAUUGAUAAGACUGCUGUGACUAGUGGAAAUCAUGUAUGUCCUUGUAAAGAAAGCGAAACGUUUGUACAGUUUGCCAAUCCAUCACAGCUUCAGUGCAGUGAUAAUGUAAAAAUUGUUUUAGACAAGAAUCUUAAAGAUUGCACUGAGCUUGUCUUAAAGCAACUUCAGGAAAUGAAACCUACCGUCAGUCUGAAAAAACUUGAAGUACAUUCAAAUGAUCCAGAUAUGUCUGUUAUGAAGGAUGUCAGUAUAGGUAAAGCCACAGGCAGAGGUCAGUACUGAUAAUUAAUGUAUAAAUACAUCAUUUACCAUUUUAUUUUAAAUAGGAAGCCAUCAAGCAUGCUAGAAUUGUGAAACUUUCAUUAUAUUUUUUUGUUGUUGACAUGAAUUAACCUGGCCAAAAACAAAAAAGAAAAAAAAAACAUGACAUUUGUCAUGUAAAACUUUUUUUUAUCCCUAUGGGACUUGAGGAACAGAAUCAGUACUUCAGUUAUUGUAAAUAGUGAGCUAAACCUCAAAUUUCUAUCACCCAGUUGCCCUUUUCAUGAACUAAACAAUUAUCUGUGUGAUUGGUAUGUUUCACCAGGUCACUGCUCAUGUAUAACAGUACUCUUUAUUUGUAGAUACCUUUUUUGUAUAUAUUUAUUAUUGUAAAUCAUGUGCUGCCACCAGCAGUCUGUAAGUCUAAACUAUUAAAUGACACAUUUAUAUUUGGAAUUUUAAUUUUUAACUAAGCGAUCAAGUUUUUUAAAUUGUUCUUUUAUUGUUUUAAAUUAAGAACUUUUUGAACUAAAACCAGAAACUCUGCCAUAGUUCAUUGAUUUUUACAUGAAACAUUUAUUUACAAGAUGAUAUCAAGAUUACUUUUCACAAAAUAGGCACAUUAUAUCAACACUUUGCUCUGCUUUGUAAAUUUGCCAUCCAGGAUUUUGGGGUGGUAUUCAUGUGAAAUUAAAGCAGAUUCUCUAGCAGUUUCCUAUAGCUACAGUUUUUUUUUCAUUGCUUCUAAUUGGAUAUAGUUACUAUGAGUCCAUGAAAUACAAUGGAAAUGUGAAUAAAGAGUUUACUACAUUGAAGAUUUUAAACAUUUGGUAUUAAAAAAAAAUCCUUUGUGAAUGUGAUAGAAAACUAGUAGUGUGGAGCAGUGUAAAUAUUUGAGGUGGUGAUUUGUGAAGUAGCCCAGUAUUGCCUUAAAUAAAAUCACAUUUCAUUUCUUGUUUUAUACAUGUGAUCUUAUAAAGAUUUUUUGUUUUGUUUUGUUUUCCAUUUUCUGAGAUUUAUAGAUUGGUGUAUAGCUUUAAACUGUAUAAAGUUUUGUGGAAAGAUUUUUUUAAACAUUUUUAUAAAUCUUAAAAUUGAUAUCAUCAAAGUGAGCCCAUCUUGUGUUUAUAAAAUACAAGAGUCCUUAACAUUUAUAAUUACAUAGAUAAAACACUUUCUAUAAGGAAGUUGGAUGUUUUGAUUUUACCGUUUAUAGAUGUUAGAUUGUACAGAUUUGUCUGUAUUUCUCACCAUAUCUAAUGAUACUUUUUUCAUUAGAUUGGUCUUCAAGAACAGUAUUAGUUAUAAUUAUUUUGGUUAUUCAGUAUAUAGUUAGCUCUUACAGUUUAGCUUUAUUCACCAUAUUUAUACUGUGGAUUCACAGCCAGAGGUAGAGGUUAUUCCAGGAGCAUUGAUGACCUUCAUUUGAAGUCCAACUAAAAUCAAUAGUAGAAACAUAAGAAAACGUCCUUGCAAUAUUUACUUUUGUUUCUGUUUGCCAUAAAUAGUAACAUUGGUUUUUUUAUUUUGUGUUUGUUAUAAAACAGUUGCAUUCACAAUAUUAUUGGCCUGAGAUAUUGAUGAUAUUGUGAUGGUAUGAAAAUGUGUACAUUCCCUGUGCAACAUCAGAUUUGCAGGAAAAAUGAAGCACUUACUGAAAUCGCUGGUACUCUGAAUAAAUAAGCAUGGUCAAGGAGUGAACUAUUUUCUUUUGGAAAUUUCUUUUUAAUUUUUAUUAAAGUAUCAUUUUAUUUUUAGGGCC
Messenger RNA from Pongo pygmaeus (Bornean orangutan), 14045 nucleotides. It is a transcript of the gene ZNF292, whose product is annotated as zinc finger protein 292. The record is from RefSeq and is a predicted model, not a curated record. Gene Ontology annotation, cellular component: nucleus. Gene Ontology annotation, molecular function: DNA-binding transcription factor activity, RNA polymerase II-specific; DNA binding. Bases 4550 to 12304 code for a protein of 2584 amino acids. Gene Ontology annotation, biological process: regulation of transcription by RNA polymerase II. The transcript has 8 exons. Lineage: Eukaryota; Metazoa; Chordata; Mammalia; Primates; Hominidae.